Molecule: messenger RNA, 525 nt
Organism: Fomitiporia mediterranea MF3/22
Lineage: Eukaryota; Fungi; Basidiomycota; Agaricomycetes; Hymenochaetales; Hymenochaetaceae
Exons: 4
Coding region: 1-525 (174 amino acids)
Source: RefSeq, a predicted model, not a curated record
AUGUGGGAAGUCUGCCGCAAGCUCCAUCAUAAUCUGAUGAGCUCUGCGAGUUGUCAGCUCCCAGACCGGAAAGGGAUCGCCGAAAACCGGUCGGGAAGCAAAAGAGAGAGGCAGCCAAGGGUACGAGACCGGCCUGAAGAGCGUGAGGUGGAGACAUUGCAGGACCGGAGGGGCGAGCUUCGCUGGGCGAUCUCGGGUUUCAAUGAAUCAGGGUCCUGCCUCAUUCGGCGGAUCAGCCUGUGUAAGCAGCAGAUGACAAAGCCCAACAAACUCAGGGCGUCUAACUCCCCAGUCCUGGUUCGCUGUCUAUCGCUACGCUCAGCUCAACUGAACCUCACUAUAUUACCAGCGUGUCCCGUCGACACGCGGAUAAGGAUCACCCCCUUAUUCACGGGCUCUUCAAGUUCGCACAUUUCGGGGAAGCGACUUGUCCGAGGAGAGCGCUCAGGAGGCUUGCUUACCAUGCUUCCCAUGGUCCCCUGCCGAUCAUCUGAGCAUCCCAUCAAUGAUGGACAUUUCUCAUGA